Molecule: messenger RNA, 943 nt
Organism: Ichthyophthirius multifiliis
Lineage: Eukaryota; Ciliophora; Oligohymenophorea; Hymenostomatida
Product: major facilitator superfamily protein, putative
Exons: 4
Biological process (GO): carbohydrate transport; transmembrane transport
Cellular component (GO): membrane
Molecular function (GO): carbohydrate:proton symporter activity
Source: RefSeq, a predicted model, not a curated record
AUUAAUUAAAAAAAUGCUCAAAUCUCCAUUUAAAUUAUACGGAUAGUCUUUUGUUGCUUCACUCGGUGCAUUAGUAUGUGGAUUUACAAUAUCCUAAUUAGGAAUAGCAUACAACUACUUAGCUGAAAACUAUUACAUAGACAAAUUUGAUAAGUAUGGCAAAGUUACAGCUUAAUUCAGAAACAUUUGCACCAUUGUUGUGGCUAUUUUAUCUGUAGGUGCAAUGAUAAGUGCAUAUUUUUCUAAAUACAUUUUUCAUAAAUUAGAAAGACGAUAAAUAAUGAUUCUUGCUGAUUUUAUUUUUAUAUUAGGUAGCAUUUUAGGUUUAGUUUAAGAUUAAUAUGCCUUUACCUUCGCCAGAUUUAUUAUGGGUUUAUCAGUAGGUUUAAAUACUACUGUAAUUUUACCUUAUCUUCGUGAAAUUUCGCCUGAUAACUAUUCUAAAAAAAUCUGUUCUUUUUUUAAUAAUUAGUUCUUUAAUGGAGUAAUCUUAGGAAUGGUAACGAGUUUGCCUUUAAAAUAAUUCAGCUCAAACGAUACACCAUAAAAUAACUUAUGGAUGUUGGUUAUUAUUUUCCCUGCUUAUACUCCAUUCUUUUAUUAUAGUAAUAAUAUGCAUUAUGAAGGAAGAAAAGCACUUGAAAGAUUAUACGAAGAAAAUUCAGUAUAAGAACUUGAAAACAGUAUCAUAGGUGGUGGAGUCAAUUAAUCUGAUAAUAAAAGGUCACUCAUAGCCUUUGACUCUAUUGUUAAUCAAUAAAAAUGUCCUUCUUAAAGAAAUAGAUUAAUAACUGGAAUGUGUAUUAAUUUUUUAUAAUAAAUGACUGGAAUUACAAUGCUUAUGGCUUAUUUAACUGCUGUUUUUGGAGAAGUUACUGAUGAUUUCAAAAAACAAAAUUUACUUGUAUUAUGUGGGGCCUUUUACAGGUAUUCUUACUAGUGA